Messenger RNA from Patiria miniata (bat star), 4598 nucleotides. Its product is annotated as isthmin-like. The record is from RefSeq and is a predicted model, not a curated record. Lineage: Eukaryota; Metazoa; Echinodermata; Asteroidea; Valvatida; Asterinidae. The transcript is spliced from 5 exons. The coding region runs from base 721 to 2580 and encodes 619 amino acids.
CUAUAUUAACGGUCAUAAAAACCCGUGGCGCACGAUAACGUGCAUUUCAGACGAUAACCGCAUCGAUAGAGCAAUGUCAGUCGACUUUUACAGCAAUUCGAAAGAUAAUCACCCUGGAAUUACCUCGGAAGAAACAACCAAGAGAUAAAAAUGAGAAUACACGUAAAUAUUUACAGUUCACGAUAAGUAAAGUGAAGUGAUCCUUUAUUGGGGCUCGUAUGGAGCGGGGUAUCCCUGCGAAACAUCGGAGUGGUUAUUUUCCCGCGAGAUUUGAUGCAUCGUCAAACUUUGCCGGAGUACUGCGUGUCGCCAUGCAUCACCAACAUCAGCCACUUGGCGCUCAGGCGUGAUCCAGGAUUGGCUGCAUGGGCCCGGUCAGUUGCAUAGCGAGCGCCAACGCGCCGGCUGGGAUACAUUUUCACACUCUGCCAAGUUCAUUUAUCAAAUCCUUCCCCAGGAACAUCAACAUCAACGGUUGUUGUGAAUACACCAGCGACAAGUUAGACAAACAACGAGCGAGCUCUUUUCAAAACCGUGGAAUCCACGUUAUUGAGGCAGCGCCGUGAACAAAGUGGAAGUUACCGUGCCUUCUUUUCGGUCAGAUGCCCGCAGGACAAGAGAUUGCCAACGCGCAUUGAACUUGCAUUAUUGAGGUUUGCCCCCGCGACACAGACGUGCGUACCCGUACCGUGUCAGCUCGCCAUUCAUUCUGAUAUCGUCAUGGGCAAGUUGACGAGUUGGUUCAGUUUCUUACGCCAGUCUCCCCGCAUCAUCAGCAUGUCUUCCGUGGAAUACAUUAUAACGCGUGUGAGGAGUACACAACUACGGGUGAUCUUCUGUCUUUUAACGCUUUUCAUGUGCAUCUCCUUUGCCGAGGGUCUUGACAUUUCAUCAGGUAGAGUUGUUUCAUCACGUUCUGAUACGGGUACUGGGAAGACAUCAGGUCGAGUGGCUGAGUUGGUCUCAAGAGAAGACCAAGAGAAAAGAACGGGUAUACACAAACUCAAUAAAACAGGGUCACUGCAAGACAUCCUUGCAGAUGAAGGACUGCCGAAAACUCACAAAGAAGGGGCGGUGCCCAACAGGAGAUACGGCGUCUUCAGCGGAAAGAGGAGUUCCUCUCGUUUGAGGACGGUUCAGACGAGAACAGCGAAGCCAAAACUCUUAGCUGAAAGUGAUGGAGAUGGUAUGAAAACAUGGGAGCAACUUUGGAACGAGCAGGCACUUCCUCCCUCACUGCCAACCUCCGGUGAGAUAGAUACGGAUGACUAUUAUACCUACGAUUACUUCGAGGAUGCUGAAGACGAUGAUGAUGAUGAGGAGGACGAAGAGGACGAAGAUUCCAAAGGACUUUCCAUUGACAGGAGCAAGAAAGACACCUCUUCAGCAGAAAGCAAGUCGCACUCCCUGGAUCGCUUAGCGGAGCUGGUGACAGGGGCAAACCCACAGAUGGGACCGGUUAAUCUUGGCACGCCCAACCCGGACAUAGAAAUCACCAUCGAGAUCUUGAACGGGGAAGACGCCAAACACGAAGACGUCGUUAUAUCUAUGGAUCUACGGGAUGAUAUUGUGGGCACGCCCGCGACACCAGAUUCGCGUCGACACGAUGGGGAGGGAGCGCCUCGACCGGAAGGCGAGACAGACCAUGACAACGUCUUGAUCCCACCAACCAGCAAGAUUGACGAGGAGCCUUCCCAAUCAGAGGAGGAACCAGAUUUGGGUGGGCCUGACGAUGAUGACCAAGAUAGUUACUACUCCUUCGAGUUUGUCACACUACGUCGACUACCUGACCCGGAUGCCAUUAACUUCGAACCAGAUGACCCCGAGGAGACGAUUGGGACGUGGACUGAAUGGUCCUCCUGCUCAGCGUCGUGUGGGGGCGGUAGAUCAGAGAGGUCUCGGUCCUGUGGCUUCUCUUGUAUGGCAACGGAAUCUAAGGACUGCAACCAACAGGCAUGCCCACGUGGAGGGAAAAGUGAAUCUCGCCCAGAUGCUGCAGUCGAGAGACCUCAACCACCUUCUGUUGAUUCGGAGUACUUGGAGACAGUCUUAGACCCAAACAACUUCGAUACAGACAGUUGCGAGGAGUGGAUGGGGUGUCGCAGCGAGACGCUUCUCUCCUACCUAUCUCGACUUCAAGACCUACCCAACUGCCCAUGUUUCUACCCCACAAACCUCCAGCGUAACAACGCUAUAUGGGACCGGCAGAAGCGCCAAAUGUUCCGUUGGAUGGACACGAGUGGUGAGGAUGCUAGGCUGGAUGUGUAUAAGCCCACGGCCUCGUACUGUAUCAUAUCUUUACUAUCACCGCACAGUACCAGCCUGGCGGCGCAGCAAUGCUGCUACGACGAGAACCUGCGGCUGAUCACAAGGGGGUCUGGGGCGGGUACCCCACAACUCAUCAGCGCUGAGAUCUCGCCUGAACUCCACUACAAGAUCGACAUCAUGCCCUGGAUUAUCUGCAAGGGAGACUGGACCAAGUACAAUAAAGUCAGGCACCCGAAUAACAUGCGGGAGUGUAGGGAGCUUCCGGAUCAGGCCGAAUUCUACCGUUUGUUUCAAGAGGCCAAGAAUUUCUGAGAAGGGCGUCACAACCAGCAAAGGUGAAAGUCCUCAAAAAGCUCGCACAUUUUUACAACGAGGGUCGACCAAUGCCUCAUAGACAUGUCCGAUUAUUGAAGAAGCCUCCGGGCAACAUACCGGAGUUGUACAUCAUUCAUCGAACCUUGGAUGCCCGUUAAAAUCUACCGCCAAAAAUCGCCUAGGGGAGCCAAGGUUCCCCUGAAAUCCUUGUACUAACUCGGAACCGUCUGUGGGUUGACCACGGGGCAUGGAACCGGUGCGUCGACCGCUCAGUCCCGCUGGUCUAGGAGGGCAAUGACAUUUUGACCGUAUCAUCACCGGACUAAGCUGCAAUAACAGUUACAUAGGUAGAAUUCAUACCACAACAAACUUGGAACCGCGUACCUCACCUAUAAUACCAGAACUAAUACCCGGGCAUGCGCUGAGAGGCAGCACUUGUGUUUUGGAAACCUCGAAAGGGUAUCCUUGUUCCUUGAUAUGAUGGGCAAUGUCUUGGGCAAUGUAUUACGUGUACAGUGCUAGAAUUCUGUAUUGUAUAAAUUUCUCAGGGACAUCUUGAAGACUAUAUAUUUUCUAUUUAUUAAGACAUUAUUAACAGGUCAAAUGGCACCCCGUAGUUUAUUUGAACUUUGUAAUCAUUUUGCUGGUCUUUCACAGAAAUGCCCAAACCAUGACCGUCUGCUGAAGAUCAUCACUAUAGGCCUUGUGUUAAGGCAACACUUCGUCGUUCUCUCUUUGGUAGCCACAGUUUCAUAAUCCAUAUUGCAUUGUACAGAUUAAACUCCUCAUUGGAACAUAUUUUUUGGAACUCAUAAUUUCCUAAAACUAUUUUCGUAUUAAAGUCGCUAUAGCGUACAAACGCAGUGUGCGUAGAAGUUGUUAAAGACCCGCGUUAAAGUUGCUGUCCACGGUGCUCAUCAACAAAUCCAAUUUAUUUCCUCCUAACGAGUUUAAAUUUUAAUGUUGUAUUUUCAUGAAAAAAACCCCUAAGUUUCCCGUUUUUGGCGUCUUCAACCCUUCGACAAAGGGUUUUGUUUUGUGUUGUGUUUGCGCCUAAAAAGAUUUGCUUGCGUUACUGUCGAGCCGCAUUCGAAAUUCGAAAUUGAUAAUUUCUUAAAUAAACGUGGACGAUGUUAUUUUUAGUUGGAUGUCUCAUUCAAAAGUACAUUGCCAGAAAAACAGCAUUUUAAAUGGUCCUUUUUUCGGGGAAAACUCAAAACAGCAUGGUGACAUGACAGCAACUGCCCGCACAGAAAUCCUAUUCUCGUUGCGUGAGAUCGGAAAACAAGAUUCUUUUCUCAAAGUUGUAAUGCUAGGUAAUCUUACCCAUCCAACAUGAAGUAUUUCACUGAAUGUGAUAAUAAGUAAAACGGAAAGGAAAGAUGGUUUAUGUGUGUGGAGAUUGGACGUAAUUUUGACAAUGAACGUUAAAACACGAAAUGCACGUUGGAAAUAAAGUCACCAAGUAGGCCUACACGAUGUGAAUCCAUUCCUUCAAAUCAGAUACUGGGUUUACUAUUGUCUCGAGGUUGAAAGUAGAUCCCGGGAACGAGGCUGGGAGACACCGUGGUGAUAUGAGAAUGUCACGGUUAUCGUGACCCAUACUGCGCCCGUGUUAUUCUUCGUAAUGAUUCCUGUAACCGCCCUACUGAGCCUUCACGGGGCAUUAAAGUCUUAUAGGCCAGUUACACACUUGACGCCAAGUACAUGUAUACUGGUUGUCAUUGGUUCAUGCAUCUGAUUGCCCAUCUAAAUUUAAGACCUAUCUUUAGUUCAUCGUGAUAUCCGUUGUGCAGUAUCAUGAUCACUAUCCCGUGUUUUAACAAAAAUCUGAAUGUAUCCCUGGCAUUCAAUAAAAUGGUAUUACCGUGAACGGAAUAUCUGAAUGACAACACGAUAUGAAAUCGUAAUCUCAAUAAACUUUCAGAUAAUAAAAAAUGCAUUUAGGGGUCUAUACUAUUUUCAUAUACAUGUAUAGAAACGUCUCGAUUAUUCGUCAUAACUCAUAACAAAUA